Molecule: messenger RNA, 1995 nt
Organism: Sitodiplosis mosellana (orange wheat blossom midge)
Lineage: Eukaryota; Metazoa; Arthropoda; Insecta; Diptera; Cecidomyiidae
Product: chaoptin-like
Exons: 1
Coding region: 1-1995 (664 amino acids)
Molecular function (GO): protein binding
Source: RefSeq, a predicted model, not a curated record
AUGAAAAGGAGCAUUGGUUUAAUACUGGUUUUGCACUUCUUAAGCGCAAUCGAUUUUUCGUAUUCAAAAAUCGUAAAUUGUACUUUUAUCGAUGGUAAAACUGAUUCGGUGGAAUUAAAUUGCAAAAGUGAUUUUAGCCUCUUUAGCCCUUAUCUUCGUCGUGCUUACGGCAUUGAUUCUGAUGAAGAAGACUACGCAACAUUCCAUGAAGAUACUUCGAUUCGAAACGGUGAAUGCUAUUCCGAUCUGUUCAACAGUGAAUCAAAAGAGAAAAAUCGCCUCAACGUUAAACUAUUGAAAGCGACCACUAAUUGUGGACCGAGUGAACUUUUGAGUGAUCAAUUUCAGAAUAUUCGUGAACUGGAUAACUCAUAUGAUUCAAACUUUAUGCGUUUUCAAUUGUUCAAAGGAUUGUGGAAAUGGAAUGCAUCACACAGUUAUAUACCAUUUUUCGAUUUGUCGAGUAUGUAUUACGUGCCAAAUUUGAACGAAAUUGACCUAUCCUACAACAACAUUAAGCAAAUUUUUGGAGGAAUCAUCAAAAACACACAAUUGUCCGUAGUUAAUUUGUCUCAUAAUGAAUUGGGACCCUUGGCGGAAACUACUUUUGGAGGAAUGACAAAGCUGAAAGUAUUGGACUUAAGUUACAACAAAAUAGCCUACAUUCAAUUGAAUUUAUUUCAAAGUAACACCAAUUUGGAAGUGCUGCGCCUUGAUAAUAAUCCAAUGAAGGUAUUCGAUUGUCAUUUGCUUUCACCGAUGAAGAAUCUAGCAUCGUUAUCUGUGACAUUGGACAAAAUUGAGCAAAUCGAUUUGAAUUGCAAGGGAUGCACCAUUGGCCUAGCUCCAGACAGCAUAAAUGACACUAUUAUUCGUUUGACGGGAGUCAAAAAUGUGUUACGCUUCAACAAGGACUAUUUCAAAAAGUUGACCUAUUUUAUGAUGGCUGAGAGUGAAACCGAAAAUAUUUCGCAGAUAAUUGAACUGCUGCCGUCAUCCUUACAACUAUUGGGCAUUGGAUCAAGCAAAUUGAACGAACAGAAUGUCAACAUUAUCGAAAGAUUCAACAAGUUGGAACAACUCAUAUUGAUGCAUUCAAAUAUAACCGAUUUGGAGCCAAACAUAUUCUCGCAUCAAAUCGAAUCUCUGAAAUUGCUCGACCUUUCGAAUAAUCAUUUGAGAAUAAAUAAUCCAACGGCUCUAUUUGCACCAUUGAAAAAUUUGCUCACGUUUGUAAUUUCAAACGCUCAUCUCGAAAAUAUCCAUGAGGUUCUACAGGCAAUUACACCAUCCGUUAUCCAUUUGGAUGUAUCCUUCAACUAUGUGGGAAAAUUGGACGUCAAAACAUUUCAACGUUUCACCAAUUUGCAAUUUCUCAAUUUGAGCCACACAAAUCUAUCGAACUUUGGAUUCAACACAUUUUAUCAUCAAACCAAAUUGCGUUCGCUCGAUCUUUCUUAUAAUCAACUCAAGAAAGUGGAUUUCACUCUGUUUGUUCGCAGUUUUCUCGAUCUCACUCAUUUGUACUUGGAAGGCAACAAUUUAUCAGAGAUCAAAACUAUAACUGCAGUGGUUUUUCCAAAGCUUUCUAUAUUGGCUGUAUCGAAAAAUCAAUUGUCCUGUCAUGAUUUAGCGGCAUUUCUGCAUCAAUGGAAAGAUUUGCAUGUAAUUGGCAAUCCAUCGAAUCAAGCACACAUGAAUGGCGUCGACUGUGAUCCAAAUGCUGCUGAGAAUACAUCAAAAAUGACUGAAUUGACAAAUGGCGUACACAUUUUGACGCCAUCUAAACACGAAGUCAUUGUAACACACACCGAGUCGCACAUAACUAAAUAUUCGGUAUUGUUUUUGUGCGUGAUGUGCUUCGGGUAUUUGGUGGUGAAAUCAAAAAUUAUUCCACGAAUCAAAGAGGAACUAGCGAAGAAUCCACUUGCAACCAAUGUAAGGUGUCAACCAGCCACAUCGACGUUAGUACUUAUGGAGCAAGAAAAUUUAUGA